Messenger RNA from Cucurbita moschata (crookneck pumpkin), 1143 nucleotides. Its product is annotated as probable WRKY transcription factor 15. The record is from RefSeq and is a predicted model, not a curated record. Gene Ontology annotation, biological process: regulation of DNA-templated transcription. The coding region runs from base 74 to 925 and encodes 283 amino acids. Lineage: Eukaryota; Viridiplantae; Streptophyta; Magnoliopsida; Cucurbitales; Cucurbitaceae. The transcript is spliced from 3 exons. Gene Ontology annotation, molecular function: DNA-binding transcription factor activity; sequence-specific DNA binding.
UAUCAAUGCCUACUUCAACUAAAUCACUUCCCAAUUCCCAAUUCACCUUUUGACCCAUUUCCCACCUCCAUCAAUGGCGGUGGAGCUCCUCUCAGCCUGCACAAACACCCAACUCUCCGCCUCAAUGGACCAAGACUCCGCCGUCCAAGAAGCCGCCACCGGCCUCCACACCCUCAAAAACCUCAUCACAUUACUCUCUCACUCUCAUCCUUCAAAUCUCGACUCCGAUUGCCAAGCCGUCGCUAACUCCGCCGUCUCUCACUUCAAAAAGGCCAUUUCUCUCCUCGGCCGCUCACCCAGAACUGGCCACGCUCGAUUCCGUCGAGCCCCUUUGGAUUCCUCUAAAAUCUACAACGCCACGCCCAUUCAACAAAUCCCUCCGCCCGUUGAGCGCCUGGAAUCCGCCACCACCAUCAAUUUCUCGUACUCCUCUGCUCCAAAUGGCUCGUUUUUGACCUCGAUUCCUGGUGCCGACUCUGAAAUUAACCUCCAACACGAACCCUCUUCCUCUUCUUUUCAGAUUACUGAUCUUUCCAGAGCUUCUUCUGGUCUCAAGAGGAAGUGCGGGUCUGAGAAUUUGGGCUCCGGGAAGUGCUCUGUGUCCUCCGGUGGUCGUUGCCACUGCUCUAAGAAGAGCAGGAAAAUGAGGCUAAAAAGGGUGGUGAGAGUGCCAGCCAUAAGCUCAAAGAACGCUGAUAUUCCUCCGGAUGAUUAUUCAUGGAGGAAGUAUGGACAGAAGCCAAUAAAGGGUUCUCCAUAUCCAAGAGGCUAUUAUAAGUGUAGCAGUCUAAGAGGAUGUCCAGCUAGAAAGCACGUUGAGAGAGCCUCAGAUGAUCCAAGUAUGUUAAUAGUGACAUACGAAGGCGACCAUAAUCACUCGCAAUCUGUUGCAGAGGCCUCAAGUCUUAUACUCGAAUCUUGGUGAAAAAAAACCAAAGAACAGCGAAGAAUCUGUCUGGUUUCUUUUGAUUCAUACAGAAAAAAUAGGAAUUUGUAUCUUAGAUCUUUGUUCUUUGCUGUUUUUCAUGUAAACAUAUGUGGGGAACUCUCCAAAGAACAAAGAACACAAAAAGUUGGGAGUUUUAGUGGGUAUUUUAAAGUAAAAGAUAUGAAGAAGAUAAUGGAUUUGAUCUGAUUUGAUUU